Messenger RNA from Prunus dulcis (almond), 2660 nucleotides. RefSeq names its product luc7-like protein 3. NCBI's taxonomy places the organism in Eukaryota, Viridiplantae, Streptophyta, Magnoliopsida, Rosales, Rosaceae. Gene Ontology annotation, molecular function: mRNA binding. The record is from RefSeq and is a predicted model, not a curated record. Gene Ontology annotation, biological process: mRNA splice site recognition. The transcript is spliced from 7 exons. Gene Ontology annotation, cellular component: U1 snRNP; U2-type prespliceosome. The coding region runs from base 314 to 1366 and encodes 350 amino acids.
AUUAACUGUAACGGCCCAUGUCACGGUCACAGUGAAGAACCAAGUUAUUACCAGUAGUACCCUCCACAUAUACCACCACCACCUCCAAACUUACCCCUUUCUCCUCUCUCUCUGUCUUUCUCAGAUUGUUCUAGUCCUUCCUUGGUGAGCAAAACCCUAGAUGGCCUAAAAAGCAAUAGGACCAAUUUCACCGCCCAGUCCUCACCACCCUCACCGAUUCCUCUGGUGCAAACCCUUCUGAAUUUAUUCUCUCCAACCCACACCAGUCUAAUUGUUAUCUUUCUUAAUUUCAAAUCACCACUUCGCCAUAGUCAUGGACGCUCAGAGAGCUCUGCUAGAUGAACUUAUGGGCGCAGCUCGUAACUUGACGGAGGAAGAGAGAAAGGGAUACAAGGAAAUUACUUGGGAUGAUAAGGAGGUCUGUGGAGCCUAUAUGGUUCGAUUUUGUCCUCACGAUCUGUUCAUCAAUACCCGAAGUGAUCUAGGCCCCUGCCCUAAAAUUCAUGACCCAAAGUUGAAAGAAAGUUUUGAGGAGUCCCCAAGGCAUGAUGCGUAUGUGCCCAAGUUUGAAGCUGAACUAGCUCAGUUUUGUGAGAAAUUGGUGAUGGAUUUAGAUAGAAGAGUAAAGCGUGGGCGAGAACGCCUUGCUCAGGAGGUUGAACCUGCACCGGCACCUCCACUGUCAGCGGAAAAGUCUGAACAGUUGUCUGUUCUGGAGGAAAAGAUAAAGAACUUGCUGGAACAAGUUGAGACCCUUGGUGAAGCUGGAAAGGUGGAUGAAGCUGAAGCACUCAUGAGAAAGGUGGAUAUGCUUAAUUCUGAGAAGACAGCCUUGGCUCAACACCCUCAGAAUGAUAAAGUGUUGAUGCUUGCACAGGAGAAAAAAAUGGCACUCUGCGAGAUAUGUGGUUCAUUUCUUGUGGCCAAUGAUGCUUUAGAGAGGACUCAGUCUCAUGUUACAGGGAAGCAGCAUAUUGGUUAUGGCAUGGUCCGAGAUUUUAUCACUGAGUACAAGGAAACUAAGGAGAAGGCAAGAGAAGAAGAAAGGUUAGCAAGGGAGAAAGAAGCAGAAGAACGGAGGAAACAGAGGGAGAAGGAAAAUGAGAGUAGAAGGAGAAGUAAUUCAAGUGAUAGGGACAGGUAUCGUGACAGGGAGCGGGACAGAUAUCGAGAACGCGAUUCAGAUCGUGAAAGGUCUAGAGAGUGGAAUGGCAGAGGUAGUCGGGAUGGAGGGAGAGGGGCGGAUUGGAGGUCCAGGAAUGGAAGAGAUGGGGGCAGGGAUAGGUACCGUGAUCGAAGCAGGUCACGUUCCCCUGUUAGACAUAGUCACAGGAGGUCACCUAGAAGUCCAGUUCGCCCAUAUUAAUGAAUUGUGUAGAUAGAUGUCUGAGCUUUGAAAUUUUUUGAGGUAGAUUUUCAUAUCUGGUUUUAUGAACAUGUUCAUUUGGAGUCUUAAUUAAAUUUUCAUCAUGGGUGAAACUCUUUUGCUAUCUCACAGCUUUGUUGAGACUAUACCAUCUCCCUUUCAUCAAUAUUAUAAGCGGAGAAAAGGGUUGAGGUAGGUAUUAUUCUAAUAUUGUAACUCAUUUUAAAAUUCAUAUUAGACUUGAAUGAGGUAAAUUUAAUUUAUGUAUGAAACUUCUCUGAGACAAUUGUUUUCAGAGUCUCACAUCCCCAUUUGUUGGGAAGUCAUUGUUGGCUACUUUCUGUGUUGUCACAUAUUUAAGACAUCAGACCCGAAAAUGAAUGCAUGAUUGAUCCACCGCAGCUGGAAGAUGACGGUUUUUAAUCAUAUUUGAGGUAACAUAUUUAUCAUCUAUAUAUCAUCGCCAACCAAUACAAUAUUUCCUUCCUUUCUUUCCUCCUCCGUCUUCUAUCUGGUUUUCAGUUUUAACCACUCUAUUGCUAGUGGUGCUUGUUUGCUAUGUGUUUAACUGGGGAGGGAGAAGAUAUCAAUCAUGAGAUGUGGAUAAUGUGCUACGUGUUGCUCUCAAGGUAUUUUUUAGGGGACUCUCCAUCCUUACGAGAAAAUGGUCUGAUUUUUCGCCCUUGUAAUGGUUUCGCAUUUUGAAAAGGCUCAUUAGUUUUCCCUCUUUUCACCCUUCCCCUUUUAGCUUUUAGCAUAUCGAAAUUUAAUACUAGAACUGGUGCAAGCAUUACUUUUUAAUAAUUGGCAGUGAGAGCAAAAAUGCCAAUCAUUUUUAAGUCGUGGUAAAUCUGUAAAUUACAUUAUCAUGUGAAAUAGGUAGCUUUGGAAUCUACCACGGUGGACUGGGAUGCAAGGUGUUCCCUUCUUUUGCAAUAUAAAAUUUGCAGUUAGUCGGUCGAUGGAGGUAACUGCCAAUCAUAAUCCGCAGAUUAGUGUAUUUCUUUUUAUAGUUUGCAGGAAGGAAAGGGGGCAGAUUACUUUGGUGAAACAUGACGCUUAGAUUUGUGGGCGGUCAAUAUUUUCUCAUGGCAAGCAAUGGUUUGUGCAGGGCAACCUUAUAUUCAUCUUGCCGAACUACUUUAUGAGUGGACAAAUUGAAUUCCCUUCGCUGAUGGCCAUGUGAAUUUGGAAUAACCAGCAUCUCAUAUAUUCUUUAUCACCUUUGACUCGUUGUAAUCUUUACGAUAUUAUUUUAAUGACAUGCAUCAAGGAGUGCAGUGUUUAUGGUGCA